CACAACUCCUCCUCCCCCUGCAUCAUCACAGCCCCGCUCUCACCAUCACACACUCACGCAAUACUCCCGUGAAUAAGCUGACUUGUUGGAAAUGCUUGAGGAUCUUAACAUUUGCCCGACUGCACGCCGUCUGUAACAUCAGCGAGAAUCAAAGAAAAGUGAAGGCGCAACAAGAAAAAAAAAAAAAAAAAAAAGCCCCAAUCUGAACAGACGCGGGGCAGGAUCGCUGAUUGGAACCAGUCCACUUCACUGGAGGUCACACUGUGGCAGGACUUUCCUUGGCUGAAGGGCACAAGCUGCCAUGCCGUUUGGUUGUCUCACACUCGGGGAGAAGAAGGAUUACAACAGUCCCACGGAGGUGACUGACAAAUAUGACCUUGGACAAGUUGUUAAGUCGGAGGAGUUUUGUGAGAUAUUUCGAGCCAAGGACAGGAACACCUUGAAAAUGUACACAUGUAAAAAGUUUAACAAAAAAGAUGGACGAAAAGUGAGGAAAGCUGCAAAGAAUGAGAUAAUGAUCUUGAAGAUGGUAAGACACCACAACAUCCUUCAGCUGGUUGAUGCAUUUGAAACUAAGAAAGAGUACUUCAUUUUUCUGGAGCUCGCUACAGGAAGGGAGGUCUUUGAUUGGAUCUUGGAUCAAGGUUACUACUCAGAGCGGGACACCAGCAAUGUUAUGAGGCAGGUGCUGGAGGCCAUAGCUUACCUGCACUCACUGAAAAUUGUCCACAGAAACCUCAAGCUGGAGAACUUGGUGUACUAUAAUCGUUUGAAGCACUCCAAAAUUGUUAUCAGUGACUUUCAGUUGGCAAAACUGGAAAUUGGACUCAUUAAGGAUCCGUGUGGGACUCCAGAAUACCUUGCUCCUGAAGUGGUUGGAAGACAGAGAUACGGACGACCUGUGGACUGCUGGGCCAUCGGUGUCAUCAUGUAUAUACUUUUAUCAGGGAACCCUCCUUUCUACGAUGAUUCUGAUGAAGAAGAUCCGGAUAGCCGUGACAAAAAUCUUUUUCUAAAGAUUUUAUCUGGGGACUAUGAAUUUGAUUCUCCAUACUGGGAUGAUAUUUCUGAUUCUGCCAAAACCUUGGUGGCAUCUUUGAUGGAUGUCGACCAAGAUCAGCGAUUGACAGCUCAGGAAGCUAUAGCCCAUGAAUGGAUUUCUGGAAACGCAGCCUCAGACAAGAACAUAAAAGAUGGAGUUUGUGCCCAAAUUGAAAAGAACUUUGCCAAAGCAAAAUGGAAGAAAGCUGUAAGGGUGACUACCCUCAUGAAACGGCUUCGAGGGCCUGAUCAGGGUGACUCAGGGGCUGCAGGCACUGCUGCUGGGGCAGCACCUGAUGCCAACACACCUGGAAGUGACCCUGCUCCUCCAUCUGGUGGCAGCAUCAUGGCCGCCACUAUUAAAGUUGCUCUUAAAGAAAAGGCCUUGGACACACAGACUGCAACCAUCCCUGCACAAUCCCUGCAGCCUGCAGCCCAACAGGAGGAGCAGCAGCAGUCACGGUGCAAUGGCGAUGCUCUGCAAAUGGUGCCACAAAGAAAAGGAGACUAAGCCAAUUGAUACACUAAGGGGACCCAUGGUAAGACAUGGGCCAACAAGCACAUGUAAAACUAAAACAUUUGGCAUCAUGAGUAUGUGUCUGUGCUGUCUGACAAUCACGGUUUGCAAACUUUUCAUCUUUUGCCUUUUGUACUGGUUGAUUAUUAGUGUUCUCCACCUUCCUUUUUCCUUUUGUUAUUUUGUGUAUAGGUCUCUUAAAAAGAUUGUUUCAAAGUAGCUCUUUGAUUGUUUCCCUUUCCUUAAGAACUGUAAAAAAUAUUCAGGUAAUACAUUGCUCAUUGUGAAGUUUAGUAAAAUAAGCCAUUGUUAUCCAUAGCCUCAUUGUAUAUACGUGUAUUUGUCACAAAAAAUUGCUACUUUUUAGCUUUAGAACUUACAAGCCUGAGUUUGUGACUUAAAAUUAUAAGUUUAACAAUUUGGUCUUUGAUCACAUUACAAGUGUUUUCAAAGUAAAUAGAUAAAACUGUUUACUUUUUGAGCAUAUUUGAGUGAUGCGUUUCUAAAAUGGAAUUAGACCAAACGACCAUCUUUUUAAGUGCAUAAUCUGAACUGUAGGAUAGGUUGAUAUAUAGAAAAUUACAUCUUAGAGCUGUACAAUAUAGAUGCUAAAGUAUUUUUAAUGAAAUGCUAAAUAACUGAAAAGGUGAAUUUAGUAACUAGAUACCUACACAUUUAGUGCUGUAGCACAGCUUAAAAUUUUAAGGCAGCAAGAAUGCACAUUUUUAAGUUAAAGUGCCUUAUCAUUUGUUGCAGUCAUGUUUCUUGACUUGAUUUAAAAUAUUUUUUGAAUUAACUAAAAUAUUCAAAUUGAUUCAUUGACUUCCGUUUAGGUCUUUGGAUUCUUGUGUUUCGUCCUCUUUCAGUGCUUAAUUUAUUGCAAACAAAAAGCAAACAAAAAUUGUUUAGGAUGUUCUGUGUAAUGUGAUAUUUUCGCUGUUGCUGUGUUGUAACCUGUAAUUACUAAAUAAAGAUUAUAUUGUAAAGCCAA
Molecule: messenger RNA, 2549 nt
Organism: Girardinichthys multiradiatus
Lineage: Eukaryota; Metazoa; Chordata; Actinopteri; Cyprinodontiformes; Goodeidae
Product: caM kinase-like vesicle-associated protein
Exons: 11
Coding region: 302-1552 (416 amino acids)
Biological process (GO): peptidyl-serine phosphorylation
Cellular component (GO): intracellular anatomical structure
Molecular function (GO): ATP binding; calcium/calmodulin-dependent protein kinase activity; calmodulin binding
Source: RefSeq, a predicted model, not a curated record